GGAGGGACCAGGAGGGCAGGACCCCGGGAGCCUAGGACCUUUCCAAGAAACAUGAGGAGGUCACAGACAUAAAUAAAGAGGGAGGAGAACAGGGGGCCCAAGAUGCAAGACUGAGACAAAAGGAGCUCUCCCAGAGCCAUUCAAGAGAUGGUGAAGAAGAACCCUGCUCAACGUGGAACAACGCAUCUUACGAAAGGUGGGAUACUAAAGGUACACCACAAUUUUUCUAAGUAAAAACAUGUAUAUGGGAUAUCAUUUUUAAAAAAGAGAACAUUCAGAAAAAUUUAAAUAGUGGUAUGGAAUGAAAGCUGUAUUAAACAUUUUAUUUUCCCUAGUAGAAUUAAAACCCAGUAAAUUAUUAUUGGGAGAGUAUAAUAUAAAGAUUAACAAGCAGUUUCAAAACAAGCAUCGUGGCAGAAAGACCAGGUAUGUUUCCCUGUUUGCUCAGCAAUUUUGAGAUGGGAGGACUCACUGGGUCCCCAGCCCAGCACAGUACUGAGGUCAUUACACUGAGGUUUACUGUGUGUGAGUGACGCUGGCAGGAUCCAGAGGUGGGCUGGGAACUCUGCUGCCCUGCAAUGGCUGACUGUCAUGCAGGAGUGGCAAUGAACUGGCACACCCAAGGAUGAGAGGACGGCUGUGAUAAACACCCCUGCCGGUGGAGGGUAUGGUCUCAGCCCAGGUGGGUGGAGCGCAGGUAGGGCCAGGCUGGAGCACCCACCCCCAGGGAGGAGGUGUCUGGGGAAGUGGACAAGGGAGGGGUGUGGGGCGAGGCCUGCUGGGGUGUCUCCUUUUCCUGCCAUAGGAGCAAGUGACCUCCACAGGGUGACACUGGGAGCUGGAAUAGGAAAGCCAUGCCUUAAGGAAGUCAUUCAGGGAUGACAAUGGAAGCCUCAUUUCUAUGUGCCAGGUGCUGUCCCCAGCACUGGUGGGGUGACAGCACUCCAGGCCAGACACAGCUGACUCUUGACAGCGCCUGCAGUUUACCUUGGCUCAGGUCCAGAGAGUUCGGGCCCAGCCUGGGGCGGCCCCCACCUCUCCACCUUGCUACCCGCCCCUUCUCCAGCGCAAAGAGCAGUUUAAAUAUAAAUCAGUCCUCAGCACAAACAGAGCCUCGGCGAGUCUCAGAGCCAUCACCGGAACUGAGGGCCCAGGUUUGUGGCGGCGAGUGCAAACAAGCAGAGACUGGCUCCGUAAAUCUCCCGAGCGCGUCGGGAGGGGUGCCGGGGUUCACCUCCGCUACAGAAUCCCCAGCUCCCUUGCACCUCCUCCAGCGCCCUGUCGGACCCCCUCCCACAUCCCCUGCCCCAGAUCUGGACCCUAGUCCUGCCAACUGUUCCCCAGUCCCCUCUAAUCACUCACUCACCCACUGGUCCCCAUCGCGCUCACCCUCACUUCUCCAGUCCCCAGGCUCCCCAAACCCCUGCAGCCUCCUGCCCCCUCCAACUAUCACCUCCCCUCCCCGGCCGGCCCCGCCCCCCCCACCUCCUCCGCCUCACAGCAGGUGGGACUUUUCUCCUGGAGCGGUCAAGCCUCGCGGGUCCCCGCGGCGUCACACCUGUCUAAGGGGGUGGCAGCGGCGCCUGGGGGCGGGGGCUCGCAGCGCCUUUGACACCCGAGAAAAAGAGGGAGGAGGGAGAGCGCGUUUCAUCAUCGGCAACUGCCGCGGCCACUUAUAAAAACUUCUGGGCGCGCAGUCUCUCACUCAGUCUCCGCG
This is a messenger RNA of Nycticebus coucang (slow loris), 1717 nucleotides long. RefSeq names its product WAS/WASL-interacting protein family member 3-like. The transcript is spliced from 3 exons. Bases 879 to 1679 code for a protein of 266 amino acids. NCBI's taxonomy places the organism in Eukaryota, Metazoa, Chordata, Mammalia, Primates, Lorisidae. The record is from RefSeq and is a predicted model, not a curated record.